Messenger RNA from Arctia plantaginis, 972 nucleotides. The record is from the annotation of a GenBank genome assembly. NCBI's taxonomy places the organism in Eukaryota, Metazoa, Arthropoda, Insecta, Lepidoptera, Erebidae.
AUGAACCAGUCAUUGCGACCGAAGACUUGCUCGAAAAAUUACAAAACAGCCGAACUGAAACUACAGAAAAUUAUUAACAAAAUCGACAGCUUAAAAUUGAACAAUUCUUACGUUUCCCGCCUCGAAGUUUCCAAGAGUGAUAAGACUGGUUUUGGUUUACUAAAAGCGAAAUCGUUAGUUUAUUUAUUGUCUAGUGUUGUCGUUACACUGGUGUCUCUCUUAAGUGCUCAAUGGAUUUCGCAUGAACUUAUUGGACAAACGAACUGUGUCUUGCAACUGCCGUCGUUCUCGAAGUCAGCAUUUCGUCCACCGGAGGACUGUUCAAUGUGCGCGAGGGUAAGCGAGGUGGUCCGUCUCGCAAACACCACCGCUGAAGAGUUCGAGAAAUACGCAUACAGCACUACACCUGUUAUUGUCACUGAUGCUGCCAAACACUGGAAGGCUCUGAAAGAAUUCAACUUCAAUUUCUUCGCUAACUUCUACAACAGAGACAAAAUGGGGAAACAAAUAAACGACUGCUUCUAUUUCGCGUACAAGUCUGGACUCAACUCUCUGCAAGAAGUUUUUGACAUGGACGAAGCUAGAGCCAACCUGUCAGGCGAACCCUGGUAUGUAGGGUGGAGUACUUGCUACGAUGAGGAGACGAGGCUGCUGAGAUCCUACUAUAAUCGGCCGUAUUUCCUGCCCAAAACAGCUGAAAGUGAUAUGGUAGACUGGAUAUUUAUGGGAGGACCUGGACAGGGGGCGCAUAUGCAUGUGGACUCAGUGAAGCACAUGUCCUGGCAGGCGCAGGUGCGCGGACGCAAGGAGUGGCAGCUGGCCCCGCCGCCGGAGUGCCUCUACAAAUGCACAUGGAUCACCUUUACAGUCUCGCCUGGAGAAAUAUUGGUAGUGGACACGAAUCGCUGGUACCAUAAGACGAAUGUCCUCCCCGGCGAUAUCAGCAUCACCAUUGGUGCCGAAUAUGACUAG